AUGGUUGCCAUUCCUACGUAUCUCCUGGCCUCGUCGGCCGUGACCAGCCUGGGGCCCUUGACUCCUCGAAACUCUGUUAUCCGAUCACCGGAGCCAUCGCCGCAGUCUUCGUCGACAAGUCUAAUGUCAGAUCCCGGUUCGAGUCCUUUCGCUUCUAUAAUCGGACCCCAUAUAUCGUCCAAUUUCCCCGAUCCUGCCGUUAUUCAUGUUGAUGGCGUGUCCUAUGCUUUUGCGACCAAUAAUCGAGCCCUCGGACCGGACCUGGUCCAUGUUCAAGUGGCCACUUCGACCGAUAACCAGACGUGGACACUACUGGACCAUCACGACGCUCUACCUUCUCUAGGGGCAUGGGAGACAGGCGCCGGUGUCUGGGCGCCAGAUGUGGUCCAGCUGGACGAUGGUUCAUUUGUUCUCUACUACGCCGAUAAUGUUGUGUGGUCUCCUGCACAUCAUUGUGUGGGUGCGGCCACUUCUAAGGACGUUCUGGGACCUUAUGUCCCGCUUGACACUCCUUUCGCGUGCCCAGACGUUAAUGCCCUCGGUGGAGCUAUUGAUCCCGACGGCUUCCUCGACGAAUCCACCAAUACACGCUAUGUCGUUUACAAAGUCGACGGGAAUUCUAUUGGCCACGGCGGCUCCUGCGGCAACACUGUUGCACCCAUCGUACCGACACCCCUCAUGCUCCAGGAAGUCGGCCCCGACGGCAUCACUCUGAUUGGGGAUGCUGUCGAGGUUUUGGAUCGCGACGAAUUUGACGGACCAUUGAUCGAGGCACCAUCUCUCCAUCGUUCCGACGAAGGAAUCUACUUCCUGUUCUUCAGCAGCAAUUGCUUUACGACGCCCAAAUACGACGUCUCGUACGCCACUGCGACGAAUAUCUGGGGGCCUUACACUAAAUCAAGCCGCCCCUUGCUCGUCACCAGUGACGCCGACCUCACUGGACCAGGCGGUAUGGACAUCAUCAAGGGUGGCGAACUGAUUGUGUUUCAUGGUCAUAUGACCAUCAACAACGACCCCACAAUCAAGAAGCAGGCUGAAACCAUUGCAGCCUCGACGAACACCACGAUCAGUAAGGUGCACCUGCCUUUAAUCAGAGGUAUGUGGUCUGGCACCGCAACCUUUCAAGGCACGGACGUCUUGCUAUCAUGA
Molecule: messenger RNA, 1149 nt
Organism: Cladophialophora psammophila CBS 110553
Lineage: Eukaryota; Fungi; Ascomycota; Eurotiomycetes; Chaetothyriales; Herpotrichiellaceae
Exons: 2
Coding region: 1-1149 (382 amino acids)
Biological process (GO): carbohydrate metabolic process
Molecular function (GO): hydrolase activity, hydrolyzing O-glycosyl compounds
Source: RefSeq, a predicted model, not a curated record